Molecule: messenger RNA, 2661 nt
Organism: Symbiodinium sp. CCMP2592
Lineage: Eukaryota; Dinophyceae; Suessiales; Symbiodiniaceae
Source: the annotation of a GenBank genome assembly
AUGUCAUCAGCGACCCUCGACAGUGAAGCUGCCUUCAAGGAGAGAUGCCUGAGGAUAGGUAUGACCAAUGAGCUCUACGCAAAGCUGCAGUCCGCCGGGUACGACACCUUCGGAAAGAUUGCUUUCGCGGCCGCCAGCUCUCCACAGGCUCUCACGGAUGAGGCCAUCGACGUAUGGCUAGCUUCGGUUGUGGACCCAAGGCCUUCCCCUUUCCAGGUGUCGGUGGUGCGCCGUCUGCUCUUCGAAAGUCAGUCUCUCAACAUUGCUGACCUGAAGUCAAGGGUGGAAGGGCAACCGGAGAACACCAUCAAGAAGCUGCCCACCGCCGAACGCUUGGCUCGCCAGGCGGAGCAACAGCACCGCUUGAAAGGAGUGAUCUUCACCGUGGCCAACAUGCCAUCGCAUUCUUCCAUAGACCAGGUCACCGACAUGCUGGAGAACAAUCUGCUCAGGUACCUUCCCAUAAACCGAUGGACCUCGAGGGCUCAGGAACUGAGUUUGGCCAAGAAGGACACUUCCAUCCAGCUGGACUCGGACGGGACAUUGAAGUUGGGGGCCAAGACUCCCGACUCUGUCUGCGAUACAAACGGAGCAUAUGCAUUGAGGCAAGCGUUCUUUCGGAGGUCCCUGGCGAUGGAUUUGGGGCAUGUUUGUUCAUUUGAGGUCAUGGAAGAAUGGGUCAACUCCUUGUUCGAGCUAACCCAGCGUGCGGUGCCGACAGGUCACGCUAAGGUGUCCCUGUCUCAGAUCAUCAGUGCAGACCGGGAGCUCUUUGUGAGGGCUGCCAACAACUUGGAAGGGAAACUUCAGAAGCCCGUUGGAGCAGCCAAGCCGUUGGAUGCCGAACUCAAACGCCUCUCCGAGUCUCAUGAGAUCACUCAGUUCCUCACCCCGCUGCUCCUGCCGCCACCGCCUGCUCACCCCACGAAGCGUCCAAACGAGGGCGCAGAUGAUAAGCCUGACAAACCCACACGCAAGAUCAAGGGUAAGGGGGAUAAGGGAGGCGGCAAAGGGAAGCUCGAGCUCUUGAAAGUAAAGUUGAGGGCCAAGUCUUUGGAAGCGGAGGAGCGGUCCACGGCAGCCUUGAGGCGCAGGGCUAUGCUCACGAGAUUUUCAGUCUCCACGGCCGAGGAGAUAAAAGCCUUGAGCCAAGCUUCCAACGAGGAAGUGUCAGAAGGGUUCCUGGAGGGACCGUAUACGGAAAGUGAGGUCAGUGAUCUUUUGGGCCACUCCGAAUGGGGUACCAUCCCUAGGUUCAUCCUCGAGCAAGGCACGGAGAAAAAGAUCCGUCCCAUCGAUGAUGGACAUGCGUCCCAGGUUAAUGAUGCAUACACUGCCACCAUAAAGUUAGAAUUGCAGGGGUCUGACUAUGUGGCGAGCCUAGCCAUCUUCAUCUCCCAGGCCGAGUGCGACCGAGCUCGCCGCUUGGGGGUGCCCCCACGCCCGUGGGUGGGGCGCACCCUCGACCUGAGCAAAGCAUAUAAGCAGCUGGGAGUGCUGCCACAGCACCGGGAUAUAGUAGUAAUUUGCCAUCGGGAUUCUUCAGGGAAAAACUGUUUUUACGUGGCCAAUAGCUUAUUGUUCGGACUAUCCGCUUCGGUGUAUGGGUUCGUGAGAGUGGCGAGAAGCCUCCAAUUUCUUUUGGCAAAAGUCUUGAAAAUUCCGCUGGCAAACUACUUUGACGACUACCCACUGUACUCCUUGAAAGAGGGAUCUUCUGAACUUGAUGAGAUGACCUCCGAGCUGCUCACCCUGCUCGGGUGGAGGUUCGCGCAGACCGGCACCAAAGGUCGGCCAUAUGACGCAGUGUUCUCAGUCUUAGGAAUGAACAUGGACCUCAGUUGCCUUCAUCAAGGCACCUUGGUGAUGACUAACAAAGAGGGGAGAGUAGAUCGCAUAAUCUCACAACUGCGUGAAAUAGCAGACCGAGGCCAGCUUGGACGCCAUGAAUCCCAGAUCCUGUUAGGCCUCCUUAACUUCGCGUCGGGCUUCUACGCUGGCAGAUCCUUGAAGCAGGCUUGCCACACUCUCCUCACCGUGGUGAGGGGCAAAACUUUGAGCCCCGACGAGGUGAAAAGGUUCUGCAAACAAACUGAGGUCGUCUUGUCUUCUACUCCUCCGCGAGCGCUGAGAAUUUUUGACCCUUUACAGCCGGUCCACGUUUGGACGGAUGGAUCCUGGGAGGCCCCUUUGGCAGGGCUAGGUGCAGUGACCUUCGACACCCUGACCGGCAAAGGCAGGGUUUUUCAGGGUCAGGUUCCUGGGGAUUUAAUCUCUUGCUGGCUGCAGAGCGCGGGUUCCCAGAUAAUUUGCGAGGUAGAACUGUACGCUCUGGUCACCAUCAGACGCAUGUUGCAAAACGACUUCUGCGGCAGGAGAGUUAUAUUCUGGCUUGACAAUGAGGCAGCACGAGCAGUUGCCAUAAAAGGAUUGAGCCCCAGUGAGCCGAUGUAUCGGCUGGCGCAUUACCUUGCAGUCAUCGACUCCGAGGCCCCGUGUGUGGCUUGGGCGGAGCGCGUACCAUCUUUUUCUAACGUAGCAGAUCCCCCCUCCCGUGGGGAUGGCAACAGCAUUCUACACCUGGUGAACGCAGAGCGGGUGGAACCCUUCGUUCACGACAAAGAUUCGAACUUGAGAUUCCUGCUGCAAGGAGCCGCGUGA